Molecule: messenger RNA, 666 nt
Organism: Blepharisma stoltei
Lineage: Eukaryota; Ciliophora; Heterotrichea; Heterotrichida; Blepharismidae
Source: the annotation of a GenBank genome assembly
AUGGAAGAAGUAACACUCCAAAUUGCAAACCUCCUAUUUAAUAAGGAGUCUUACUAUUUGCAAUUUUUCAUAGAAGAGUAUGGCAGGGACAGCCAAUUGUUGCAAUCAGAAUUUUAUUUGUUAUUUCGAUCUUCUGAUAUCGGUUUCACAUAUCUAGAACUUGAAGUCCUCUGUAAAGAUUUUUACUCUUGGAUUGAAUCUGAAAGUAAUUUUCAGUUAGAAAUUAUCUCAUUUGAAGUACUCACAAGCUGAUUCAAUGAAAAUAAUGUUUAUAGCUUCUGCAGUGAAAGUGAUACCUUAUCUCAUAGCAUUCGUAACGAGAAUGAAUCUUCAGGGACUUCAAUAUCAGUCCGGCUAAAAGACAAUCUUAAUAGUUUAUGAGACGCAGCAAAUAAAUUUAAAGAAAUAUCCAAAAAUUUAGAAGGUUGCAUUAUAGAUUUUAGGGUGCUUUCUUCACAUCAAAAAAUAGAUCAUUUAAAUGUUUUUCAACUGAAAAAGGAAAAUUAUGAGGAAGAUGAAGGGAUUUAUGCAAGGCAAGCUAUAUGCUCAUCACUUGCUACUAUAAGUAACAGGAGUAAAAAUAUCAAAAACCAGCUGGAAAAGCUGUUCAUGAUAUCUGCUGAAGAUCUUUAUAGCUCUUUGUCAGGAGUAUUCAUUGAGAUAUAG